Molecule: messenger RNA, 1089 nt
Organism: Sodiomyces alkalinus F11
Lineage: Eukaryota; Fungi; Ascomycota; Sordariomycetes; Glomerellales; Plectosphaerellaceae
Product: SNARE complex subunit Tlg2
Exons: 2
Coding region: 1-1089 (362 amino acids)
Biological process (GO): intracellular protein transport; vesicle-mediated transport; vesicle fusion
Cellular component (GO): SNARE complex; membrane; endomembrane system
Molecular function (GO): SNAP receptor activity; SNARE binding
Source: RefSeq, a predicted model, not a curated record
AUGUGGCGCGACCGCACCAACCUUUAUUUAUCCUACCGGCAAUCGUACGCCGACCAUCCAGUAAAACGGGCCAAGUACACGGACUCUCAGGCGCGAGGCGCUUCAUCUGCAGAUAGCUACGGGCUGGCCUCCUCGGAUACGCCUGAGGAUACUCGAGCACUACUCUCCGCGGGUGCCUUUGACCGUGAGGGCGAUGCUGUGAUCGAGAUGGAUGUGAUCCCACCACGUUGGGCUGAUGUGUCCGACGAGAUCACGGAACUGCUGGCUGAUAUUGCGCGCCGCAGCCAGGUGCUAGAGCGACUUCAUCAGACACACGUGCUUCCAGGAUUCAAUGACGAUGCGACAAAGAAGAACGAGGAACGAGAAAUCGAGGGCUUGACACAUCAGAUCACAAAGGGGUUCCAUGACUGCAAUCGCUGCAUACAGCGGUUGGAACGAAUGAUACAAGAAAUGAAAGAAGCAGGCUCUCUAAGCAGAGCAGAUGCGACCAUGGCAAAGAACAUGCAAAUCUCCCUAGCUUCAAGAGUGCAAGACGCAAGUGCUUCUUUUAGAAGAAAACAGAGCACAUAUUUGAAGAAAUUGCGCGAUAUGGGAGGGUUUACCUCAAUCAGCUCCCCAGGCGAUCGGAUGUCCGCUCUCCACUUGAGCUCAGGCGCUUACAGUGACCCAAACAUGCUUGAAUCGGAUGAGGAUCGAUCCUUGUCGCAAUCGACGCUGCAGUCCACUCGAAAAUACCAGCAUCACUCCAAUGACACCAUCAUAACACAACGAGAACGCGAGAUUGAAGAGAUAGCCCGAGGGAUCAUCGAGCUCGCUGACAUUUUCCGCGAUUUGCAGAGCAUGGUUAUUGAUCAAGGCACUAUGCUGGACAGGAUAGACUACAACGUGGAGAACAUGGCAAACGAUGUUAAGGCUGCGGACAAAGAAUUUGUCAUCGCUGCCGGAUAUCAGAAAAGAACAACCAAGAGGAAGAUUAUCCUGCUACUUCUCAUUCUUAUAGUAGGGUUGUUCAUCCUCCUGAUGAUAAAACCGAAGGAAAACAGAGGAGCACCUGCCAAUGGCAAUAAUAAUGGCAAGGAGCAGGCCUGA